Messenger RNA from Carcharodon carcharias (great white shark), 1644 nucleotides. RefSeq names its product rhomboid domain-containing protein 2-like. The record is from RefSeq and is a predicted model, not a curated record. Lineage: Eukaryota; Metazoa; Chordata; Chondrichthyes; Lamniformes; Lamnidae. The coding region runs from base 116 to 1348 and encodes 410 amino acids. Gene Ontology annotation, molecular function: serine-type endopeptidase activity. The transcript is spliced from 4 exons. Gene Ontology annotation, cellular component: membrane.
GCCUUGAAGCCGGCCGUGGGUUUCAGGCCGGAAAUUCGCGAGCAAAUCCCGCCGGUUUAGCCGGAGGCCCCAGCGCUUUGAGGGAGCAGCAGGCUUCUUGACUGAGGGGUCGACCAUGGCGGACCGCAGGGGGGAGCAGCCUCCUCGUCCCGGCCAGCAGCAGCAGCCGCCCAGCCUGGUGCAGAUGGUGAAGUCUAUGAUCCCGGUCCUGCCCUGUGCCACCGUCUCCACAGCCCUGCUAGGAUGGAUCAUAUUCUACCUUACCUGCAGGUUCAAGGUGUUUGAUGAGCACACCUUUACCCUUGGCCACCUCCACAGCCGCUUGCAAGUAUACAAGUUGCUUAGUUAUAUGUUCAUCCAUAAGAGUAUGAGUGCGCUGGUGUGCAACGUUCUUAUACUGUGGUAUUUCGGUGGUGCUUUGGAGAAGAACAUCGGAACAGUCAAGUACGCAUACCUCACUCUCCUGUUUACAGUUCUUGCUGGAAUCAUCUAUGCUUUGAUUGGUUCAAUAUUUUUCGGACUGCAAAACCUAAAAGAAAUUCAGGGAUUUACAGUAGUCGUAUUUGCCUAUGUGGGGAUGUCGGUAUUUCUGUCGCCAAUGAAGCACAUUGUCUUUAUAACAACCAUCAAAUUGGUUUACCUCCCAUUCAUUUUACUCGUCAUUGCGAUUUUUAUACCGGAAUCAUCGAUCGUAGGUAACAUUUGUGGAAUGGGAGCAGGAUUUGCAUAUGCUUAUGGGCGGCGGUACUUUCCUUAUCUGGACCUGCAUGAGAUGACUGCUGCAUCUUUGGAGAGGUAUUUUCCAUUCAACCGUCUGAAGGAUAUACCAGGGAUCACAUUUUAUUCAGCCUUAUGGGAAGUGAGAAAUGUUGAGGUAACCGACAGGUGCAAUCCUAAACCAGGGUCCUAUCCCACUCAAACCUAUUACUUUCCUCCAGCCACUGACUCCCAGUGCUACCAAUAUUCACAGCUUGUAAAAGAGCAGACACAUUGGUUUGGACUGCAUCAACAGAGUCCCAGUUAUGGUGUUGAAUAUACUUCUAGAUCUAAAUAUGAUGUUGGACUUGGACACAGCCAUGAUCUCAGUUACACAUCACAACAUGGACACAACCAUUAUGUUGGACACACAUUUGGACAUGGGCAUAGCCACGACCUUGGACACACAUCUGGGCAUGGGCACAGCCAUGAUCUUGAAUCUAAUCCUGGUCAUGUGCAUAUUUGUGAUCAUAAACGUGAUUAUCAGUAUACUGGAAAGAUACCAUUUAAUUCUCCUGUGCUCCAACAGAGUUAUAAGAACCCUGCUGUUACAAAGCACUUUGAAGGUUCCUGUUCUGUGGUUGUGAACUAGGUUUUAACCCUCUGGUCCUUUGCUAGCACAGGUCCCUGAACAACAUAGAGGUGCCAUGCCAUCAUCAUAGAGGACACCAUUCUGCCAAAGAUGCCAUUUUAUUUUUAGAUUGCUAGUUGUCAGAUAAUAGAAAUACGAAAAUUCCCAAAUGCGCUUCAAGCCAAUGAGACUGUAGAAAAGUGUAUAUUGCUUCAUAGUGAUUUGUAUCAUUGGCAUCAAAUUCAUAUGAAAGAUUUGAAAACCUACAACUAUGUAUGUACCAAAUAUUGGUAUAAAAAAUCUUGUCACACUAUCAA